AUUACAAAAAUCUCAAUUUCGAAAUUUAAUUUACGUACAACACAUACACACACGCACACACACACACACACACAUUUAUACUUUUACGCAAUAUUUGAUGUUUUUACAUAAACGAGCAAUGCUUUUGGGAUAUUCACAACGUGCUGAAAAUAAAUUGCAAUUGCAAGGACUCAUGCAAAAUCAACUGGAUUUGGAAGAGCAACAGAUACACAUACAGAAACAGAAACAGAGGCAUCAACAUCAACACCAGCAGCAGCAGCAACAAAAAAUUCAAGUACAUUAUCAAUAUCAUGGUCAAAAAGAAAAAUUAAAGAAACAUCAACAGCAUCAACAUCAUCAACAUCAAAAUUCACAUCAGUGUCAGCAACAACAGCAGCAGAAACAGCAACAGCAGCAACAACAACAGCAGCAGCAAUGUCAUUACCAAAAACAGUUGCGCUUACAGGUGCAACAACCACAUCAACAACAACAACAACAACAACAGCAGCAGCAACAGCAGCAGCAGCAACAAAAACAACUACAUCAAUAUGAACAUCAUUAUAAUCAUCAACAUCAAGCGCAUUAUCAUCAAUUGGCAGCAGUUUUAAUUGCAUUCAUAUUAUUGCAACAUGUUGAUAUGUUUGUAUGCCAUCAUAUGCCAAUGACAGCAACAGGAGCAGACACAACAGCUAUAAUUGACGGAGCGGCCAACAAACGUGUUGCAGCAACUGGUAUCGAUGAUGAUGGUGCCAUUGUCGAUGGUCAGCCUGAAGAAAUAUUUUCAUUACCCGAUCGAAUUGAAGCAAAUUAUGAUGAGUAUCCGAUGAUAGUUCCUAAAAGAGCAGCACUACUGUUGGAUCGUUUGAUGGUGGCUCUGCAUCAUGCACUCGAGCAGGAACGUAAUGGACGACGUAGAAUCAGUGAUUUCUAUGCUAGCAAAAAUGCGAAUUUCAAGGAUACAAUUAACAAAAAUAAUGGAAACAACAAUGCUAUUAAGAAUACGAAUAGCAUGUACAGCGAUGAUGAUCCAACAGUCAUGAUGGAUUAUGAUUUCAAAGAUUUAAAUGCUAUAAAUCGUGCUACCGGUGAAACUUUAAUGGCAAAGAGCUUUCAGAGAAGAGCGAAGAACAUGGGCGGCAUCGAUAUAAGUGACGGUGAUAUGGGCGCUGAUGGUAUGGCUUUGUUAACGUCGUCAGCGGGCAUAACUGGUGAUGACGUUGGUAUUAUGGGUAGCGGUGGCGGUGGCGGAGUUGGUCGAAAUAUUGGUACUGGCGGACGUAUGUAUUGGCGUUGCUAUUUCAAUGCAGUUAGCUGCUUUUAA
Molecule: messenger RNA, 1300 nt
Organism: Teleopsis dalmanni
Lineage: Eukaryota; Metazoa; Arthropoda; Insecta; Diptera; Diopsidae
Gene: AstCC
Product: putative mediator of RNA polymerase II transcription subunit 26
Exons: 4
Coding region: 98-1300 (400 amino acids)
Source: RefSeq, a predicted model, not a curated record